This is a messenger RNA of Cutaneotrichosporon oleaginosum, 2460 nucleotides long. RefSeq lists its product as uncharacterized. The record is from RefSeq and is a predicted model, not a curated record. Lineage: Eukaryota; Fungi; Basidiomycota; Tremellomycetes; Trichosporonales; Trichosporonaceae.
CUCACAUCUCAUAUCUUCCGCUCUCACAUCCUCCUCACCUCUUCAUCACCACCACUCGACGAUCGACGACUAUUUCCAAGUGCGACCACCACAUCCCCCACCGCCUCCCAUUGCCUCAUCCACCAUCGCCCUAUUCACCAUCCACUCGAAAUGGCAGACCCAGACAUAGCGCGUCGCAUCCCUUCCCCCACCUCCACUCUUCCCCUCCCUCGUGCCCUCCGGCACAGCAAGUCGUUCACUCAACUCGCACGCUUCAUUGGCUUUUCCUCCUACGACCCCGAUGAUCGACCUCUCACCGACUCUGGCAGCGACGCCGGCGAUGAGCCCGAGGACUGCCAAGCCUCACCCAUCGAUGACGAUCAAGAGGUUGACGACGAGUCCCUUAUGUGGGACGCUCAGACUGCCCUCAUUGCACAUCAGCCAGCUCUGGCCGCAAAGUACUAUGCUACUGCGGCGCUCCCUCCGUACUCAUCGCCGGCUGCUUGUCUCGCACUUGGAAAUCUAUUAGCCCGCGGCUCCGGACUGGCCAAGGCCGAAGAUUCCCCGCAGAGCUCCAUCGCCAAGCCUCCGACCGACACCUCCCGCUCUUGGUUUGCGUCAUUCUUCCGGGCUGUACCAGCACCAGCACCUGCAUCUGCACUUGCUCCUGCUCCUGCUCCUGCUCCUGCUCCUGCUCAUGCUCAUGCUCCUGCUCCUGCGUCUGCAUCUGCAUCUGCAUCGGCGCCCGUCGAGUCUCCUCAAGAUGUAUUCCCUACUUCACGAACUUCUCGCCUGUCUUCGAAUGGUUGGGAGUUGCCCAAGGACGGGAAGCGUGUCGUGCGCAAUGUUGAGGCCAUGGGCAAGGCUGCUGGCUGGCUCGUCCUUGGCGUUGGACUCAUCCUCGAAUCCGAAGCUGGCCGGAUCUUCAAGGCUGUUGAGCGCCCGCGCAAGAACAGUGAGGAAGAUGGCGCUGUUGUCUUCGACUCGAAGGGCAAGGGUCGUGCCCGCUCGCACAAUAACCUCGGUGAGGCCACCAGCCAUGGUUCUGUUGGUUCGAUGCCUUCAGGCUUCAGUUACGCGCCAUUGAAUGAAAAUGACAGAACGACAGCUGUAAAACGAGUCAAGCUAUUGUAUGAUCUACUCACCCCGCUCGUUCAGAUGUACCGUCACGGUCACAUUCAGCGGCACGACCCCGUCGCUCUUCCCCCUAUCUCCCAUUCGCAGCUCCCCCGCGCCCUCAAUCCCAAGGGAGAUAAGGAAAGAGGACGUAACGCGUGGCACCUAGGCUCCGCAGUUGCGAGUAUGCUUCUCGACCUGCCACUGUUGUUGUCGACACCGAGCCUGGGAAAGGAAGCAAAUGCUCGUCGACAGGGUGUCCUUAUCAUGGCCAACUACAUUCGUGGUGUCACCUCUUCUGCUGAAGUCUCCGAAGUGUGCUUCAAAAAUGUCAUCCGCAUUGGGCCAUGUGGCUUAGACCUUCCUGACGACCUUAUACGUCAAGCCUUCCGCCGCCUCAAGAGCAUACUGAAGACAACUGGCGGCUCACCUCUGUCCUCGAGCGACGCCGACUCGUUCCCAUUCCCGCCCACACCUGGCGAACCUCGACGCCGGGAGUCAAAUGCCUCCUGGGUGUCGGCAGUUGACAGCAACAUGACAGCGUCUCUACGCCUUAUGUCCCCCGUCAAGUCUAGUGCCUCUCUGGCGUCCUUAGCCUUUGACAGCCCUGUUAUGGAGACAAACCAUAGUGCCUUCCGGCAGGGCGCGCUGAGUUCGCUUCGUAACAUCCAGCAGUCACAGCAUCGCGCCCAGCGCGCUCAAGAGCCGCCGCCUUCGACCCCCAAGCAGCCGUGGUGGCCCCCUCUCGAGAGGUGGUCCAUGGCCGCUUCUCGCCAGGUCGUGCCCCGGACGCCCAGUAAUGAGUCCGAGCAGUGCCCGACGCGUCCUCGCGAGUUUGAGUCGGUCAAGACCGAGGUCAAGAAGCCGCAGCUGCGAAUCAUUGCGUCUUCGCCGCAGCUCUACCAUCAAAGUCCAAUGUCGCCGACCUCUCGCCGCCGGCUACCCUUUGAGCCCAAGGAAGCAGUUGCCUCCAUCGACCCCGAGCUGGCAGCCCUGGAACUUGCCAGCGCGCUCACAAAGCACGUGCAGUGCAGCGUCUGCGGUGCGGACGGUGUCAACUUUCCCAACUGUCGCAAAUGUGGCCUCACCUUCUGCUCCCGCCCCUGCCGCAUAAAUGAAACAGGUGCAGGCAAUGGCAAGCGUCACGUUUGUGGUGCUUGGGAGUCCCGCAAACUCUUAGCUCCCCCGGGCCAGGUCAGUUAUACUCCUCAGCCUCCCGUCUCCGCGUGAAACAAGCACCAUUCGGCGAUCGGAAGCGUUAAUCUUUGUAAACCCUCUUCCCUUCGAUCAAUACCAUAGACUGUUGUACUUGUCGUGACAUUCUUUACAUCCACAUCGUCUCAUUUCAUGCAUACCUGUAACCUG